AUGACGGGCCGAAAACCACCAUUGCACCAGCAGGCCCUUGGGCUGGUGGGAGAUAUUUUGAAUGGUCGUCAUAUGCUCUCUCACGCCAUUGCGCCCGCGCUCUUCCUGGCGGAUGCUGUCCUGUGCGCCUUGGUCAUUCGACUGAUACCCUACACCGAAAUCGAUUGGAAAGCAUACAUGGAGCAAGUGUCUCAAUUUGUAUCCGGCGAACGCGAUUAUACCAAAAUCCGAGGAGGCACCGGCCCUCUGGUUUAUCCUGCCGCCCAUGUCUACACCUAUACAGGAUUGUAUUACCUUACCGACGAGGGGAAGAACAUCUUGCUGGCGCAAAAGCUGUUUGCAGUUCUCUAUGUCGUCACUUUGGGUGUUGUAAUGAGGUGUUACCGCAAUGCCAGGGUGCCUCCCUACGUCCUUCCCCUCCUCAUCCUCUCCAGGCGCCUGCAUAGUAUCUUUGUUCUCCGUUGUUUCAACGACUGUUUCGCCGUCCUUUUUCUGUUCCUCACCAUUCUUGCCUUCCAGAAUCACUCGUGGCGAGCUGGUGUCCUAUUCUACACAUGGGGGUUGGGCAUCAAAAUGUCCCUACUGUUGGUGCUCCCCGCGGUGGGUAUCAUCCUACUCUUAGGGACCGGACUCAACUCAGCCCUGCAAUCUGCGGCCAUCAUUGCAUUGGUACAAGUGUUAAUUGGAGUUCCAUUCCUUGCCAACAACCCGUGGGGCUACCUUGGGCGGGCCUUCGAGCUUUCUCGGCAGUUUUUCUUCAAGUGGACGGUAAACUGGCGUUUCAUGGGAGAACAAGCUUUUCUGAGCAAGGAGUUCGCCCUGGUCCUUCUCGCGCUCCAUGUUCUCGCCCUGCUUAGCUUCCUCACAAGUCGAUGGCUCAAAGGGACCGGAAGAUCGCUCUCUCAUAUUAUCACCUCAGUUCUCCAGGUUAAAUCCCCUUUCCUACCGCAGGAACAAGAAGCCAUCGCCGAAGCCAUCACGCCAGAGUACGUUAUGACAACCAUACUCUCAGCCAACGUCAUCGGUCUGCUUUUCGCUCGCUCCCUUCACUACCAGUUUUACGCAUAUCUUGCCUGGUCGACCCCUUAUCUCCUGUACAAAAGCCGCAUCCACCCCGUUCUCCAAUACAUGCUGUGGGCUGCCCAGGAAUGGGCUUGGAAUGUCUAUCCCAGCACGCCGUUCAGCUCGGGGGUCGUCAUUGGUGUGAUGGCAACAACCGUUGCGUCGGUAUGGCUGGGAACAAAGCGCUCUGUACUAUUGGUCGAUAACGCUCAGAAGACGAAGUGA
Messenger RNA from Podospora pseudopauciseta, 1287 nucleotides. It is a transcript of the gene ALG3, whose product is annotated as dolichyl-P-Man:Man(5)GlcNAc(2)-PP-dolichol alpha-1,3-mannosyltransferase. Gene Ontology annotation, molecular function: dol-P-Man:Man(5)GlcNAc(2)-PP-Dol alpha-1,3-mannosyltransferase activity. The transcript is spliced from 3 exons. Lineage: Eukaryota; Fungi; Ascomycota; Sordariomycetes; Sordariales; Podosporaceae. Gene Ontology annotation, cellular component: endoplasmic reticulum. The record is from RefSeq and is a predicted model, not a curated record. The coding region runs from base 1 to 1287 and encodes 428 amino acids.